AAGUCCUUCACCCAGCGCAUUCCGCCGCCCGCAGGCUUGCGGGGAAACUUCCUUAUUAUUGUGACGCCGAAAACCGAGAAAGCCCGAGCCCAGCCUGAGGGGCCGUGACAGGCGGAAUCCCACGCUGCGGUUCGGCGGCUGCCGAGAUCUACAAGGUGUGGUGGAACACUUCUGGUCUCAAUGCUGAGUGUGUGAUGUGUGGCUACAUGACUCCCUGAAAGAGAAGAACAAUGUUAUGUUGGGGAUAUUGGUCGUUGGGCCAACCUGGUAUCAGCACCAACCUGCAAGGCAUUGUGGCUGAGCCACAGGUGUGUGGAUUCAUAUCUGACAGAAGCGUCAAGGAAGUGGCCUGCGGAGGAAACCACUCCGUGUUCCUGCUGGAGGGUGGGGAAGUUUACACGUGUGGUUUGAACACCAAGGGGCAGCUGGGCCAUGAGAGGGAAGGAAACAAGCCAGAACAAAUUGGAGCUUUGGCAGAUCAGCACAUUAUUCACGUGGCCUGUGGUGAGUCCCACAGUCUGGCCCUCAGUGACCGGGGCCAGCUGUUCUCUUGGGGUGCAGGGAGUGAUGGUCAACUAGGACUCACGACUACUGAGGAUUCUGUAGCAGUGCCCAGGUUAAUACAAAAGCUGAACCAGCAGACAAUAUUACAAGUUUCCUGUGGCAACUGGCAUUGCUUGGCUCUUGCAGCUGAUGGCCAGUUCUUCACAUGGGGAAAGAACAGCCACGGGCAGCUGGGGCUGGGGAAGGAGUUCCCUUCCCAAGCCAGCCCGCAAAGGGUGCGGUCCCUGGAGGGGAUCCCGCUGGCUCAGGUGGCUGCUGGAGGGGCUCACAGCUUUGCCCUGUCUCUCUCAGGAGCUGUGUUUGGCUGGGGGAUGAAUAAUGCAGGCCAGCUAGGGCUCAGUGAUGAAAAAGAUCGAGAGUCUCCAUGCCAUGUAAAACUCUUACGUACCCAGAAAGUUGUCUAUAUUAGUUGUGGAGAAGAACACACAGCAGUUCUCACAAAGAAUGGUGGUGUGUUUACUUUUGGUGCUGGUUCCUGUGGGCAGCUUGGACAUGACUCCAUGAAUGAUGAAGUUAACCCAAGAAGAGUUCUAGAGCUGAUGGGUAGUGAAGUAACUCAGAUUGCUUGUGGGAGACAACACACCCUAGCUUUUGUGCCUUCUUCUGGACUCAUCUAUGCAUUUGGUUGUGGAGCAAGAGGUCAACUCGGAACUGGACACACUUGUAAUGUUAAGUGCCCAUCUCCUGUCAAGGGUUACUGGGCUGCUCACAGUGGCCAGCUUUCAGCCCGACCUGAUCGCUUUAAAUAUCAUAUUGUUAAGCAGAUCUUCUCUGGAGGAGACCAAACUUUUGUACUUUGCUCCAAAUAUGAGAAUUAUUCUCCUGCUGUUGACUUCAGGACUAUGAACCAAGCACAUUAUACCAGUUUAAUCAAUGAUGAAACCAUAGCAGUCUGGAGGCAAAAACUCUCAGAACACAACAACGCGAAUACAAUCAAUGGUGUUGUUCAGAUAUUAUCUUCUGCAGCCUGUUGGAAUGGAAGUUUUCUUGAAAAAAAAAUUGAUGAACAUUUUAAAACAAGUCCCAAAAUCCCUGGGAUUGACCUGAACUCAACUAGGGUGUUAUUUGAGAAGUUAAUGAACUCUCAGCACUCCAUGAUUCUAGAACAGAUCUUAAACAGCUUCGAAAGUUGCCUGAUCCCCCAAUUGUCAAGUUCACCACCAGAUGUUGAAGCAAUGAGAAUCUAUUUAAUAUUACCUGAGUUUCCCCUGCUCCAGGAUUCCAAGUAUUACAUAACGUUGACUAUUCCCUUGGCUAUGGCCAUUCUGCGGCUGGAUACAAACCCCAGCAAAGUAUUAGAUAACUGGUGGUCUCAGGUAUGCCCGAAGUAUUUCAUGAAGCUAGUGAACCUUUAUAAAGGUGCAGUCCUGUAUCUACUGAGGGGAAGAAAGACAUUCUUAAUUCCUGUACUGUUUAACAACUAUAUUACAGCCGCUCUCAAGCUCUUGGAGAAGUUAUAUAAGGUAAAUCUUAAAGUGAAGCAUGUGGAAUAUGAUACAUUCUACAUCCCUGAGAUUUCCAGCCUUGUGGACAUUCAGGAAGACUACCUCAUGUGGUUCUUGCAUCAAGCAGGGAUGAAGGCUAGACCAUCUAUAAUACAGGAUGCUGUAACACUUUGUUCCUACCCUUUCAUCUUUGAUGCUCAAGCCAAGACCAAAAUGUUACAGACUGAUGCUGAACUGCAGAUGCAGGUGGCAGUCAAUGGAGCCAACUUGCAGAAUGUCUUCAUGCUUCUCACCUUGGAGCCUCUGCUGGCCAGAAGCCCCUUCCUGGUCCUUCACGUUCGCAGGAACAACCUCGUUGGAGACGCCCUGAGAGAGCUGAGCAUUCAUUCUGACAUUGAUCUGAAAAAGCCCCUCAAAGUCAUCUUUGAUGGUGAAGAAGCAGUAGAUGCUGGUGGCGUCACAAAAGAAUUCUUUCUUUUGUUGUUAAAAGAACUUCUGAAUCCCAUCUAUGGAAUGUUUACCUACUAUCAAGAUUCAAAUCUUUUGUGGUUUUCAGAUACGUGUUUUGUAGAGCACAACUGGUUUCACCUAAUUGGCAUAACCUGUGGACUAGCCAUCUACAACUCUACUGUGGUCGAUCUCCAUUUCCCAUUGGCACUCUACAAGAAGUUACUGAAUGUGAAGCCUGGCCUGGAGGACUUAAAGGAGCUGUCACCCACUGAAGGAAGGAGUCUUCAGGAGCUUUUAGAUUACCCUGGGGAAGAUGUGGAGGACACUUUCUGCCUCAACUUCACGAUCUGCCGAGAAAGCUAUGGAGUGGUGGAACAGAAGAAGCUGAUCCCCGAGGGCGACAGAGUGACUGUGUGCAAGGACAACAGGCAGGAAUUCGUGGAUGCUUAUGUGAAUUAUGUCUUCCAAAUCUCAGUUCACGAGUGGUACACAGCCUUCUCCAGUGGCUUCCUAAAGGUGUGUGGUGGCAAAGUCCUUGAGCUCUUCCAGCCUUCAGAACUGAGGGCCAUGAUGGUGGGGAGCAGCAACUACAACUGGGAAGAACUGGAGGAGACUGCCAUUUAUAAGGGUGAUUAUUCAGCUACACAUCCCACUGUGAAGCUAUUUUGGGAAACAUUUCAUGAGUUUCCACUGGAAAAGAAGAAAAAGUUUCUCUUGUUCCUGACAGGCAGUGAUCGGAUUCCCAUCUACGGCAUGGCCAGCCUGCAGAUCGUCAUCCAGUCCACAGCCAGCGGGGAGGAGUACCUGCCUGUGGCUCACACUUGCUACAACCUUCUGGACCUCCCCAAGUACAGCAGCAAAGAGGUUCUGUGUGCACGGCUGACCCAGGCCCUUGACAACUAUGAAGGGUUUAGUUUGGCCUGACUUGCCCCAGCUUGUCCUGCCUUUCCCUUCCUUCCUCAGUGUCCACAUUGAGGCGUAUACAGAAAAUCAUGGGGAGCGAUUUCUAUUUUUUUACUGUCUGAGGGGGUUGAGACUUUUGAAUCCUGAACCUGGUUGAUGGGUUUCUGGGAUUAUAAGAUAGUAAACAACCCUUUUGAAAAAAAUUAGGGGUUGGAGAUAGGGUGAAAAACUGGCUCUUGUAUGGGAGGUGUUUUUUUUUUUUUUUUAAACCAAACUACCCAGUGUUCCUUGCAUUUGUGAGUAUGUCCCAUUCUGCUGGAUAAAAUCGCAGUGGAUUUUUAAAGUUUGAUUUCACAAAUGUCUCGCUCUGCCCUGAUGUUUCUCAUUCCUCUGCAAGGAUGGUUUUGACUGACCAGUAGGUGCAGACCCUCUCCUUUCUCUGCAGCCUUAAAUGCCCCUGGCAUGUUGCAGUCCCACUCUAGCCCCAAAGGGGGAAAGGACUACUCCAGAAACUCCCAAGUCCAAACAGCUGAGUCUGGAUGCAUUACUCUGGCCGGACUCUUGCGAAUUUAUAGGAGCCUUUGUAAGCAUGUCUUGCUCUAAAGAAAAAACGGUUCUUGAGGGAAUAGCAACCUUCCCAUGGCUGUGCCUGUUUCCUAGACCUUUUCAGAGAUGAGCAGGACAGCUUAGAGCUGCAGCUGAGCCUAACUUUGUUUCCUUGCUCAGCCACAUCACUUUGACAAUAAGGUGAACUGAUAAGCCGCCCUCUAUUCCUUCUGUUAUCUCUCUUUUGAAGCAAGUUGCAUUAUUCGGAGUCUCUAUAUUGUCCGAGAAAAGUAGAAAUAAUAAAUUUCGUGUCCCUUUCUCUUACCGUUUUAUAUCAUCCACCGUUUUCUCUUUCCUCCUUUGCCUCCCCUCCUUCCUCCCUUCCUGCACUUUCCUCUCUUUGUCACUCUGCCCCAUCCUUUGUUACUUGACUUGAUGGUCCUUUUCUCUCCUAGUGGAUGCAUGCAGUCUUUUUUUUUUAAAUUUUUAUUUAAAUUGCAAAAUUUCUACUCAUAUUUUCUUUUCCUUUUCCCUAAUUGCUAAGACGUAAGGACAUUCUUUAUUAUGGAACUUUGUUUAUCACAUUUCAAAUGUUUGUUUACAGUGGGAUUUUAGGGGAGAUUGUGUUUAAAUCAAAUAUAUGUUUCUCAAAAAUAAUGACAUGCUCAACCUUCCUCAUCAUGGGAUAAGAAAAUUCUAGAUGAUUAAAGAAGUCAUGUAAGGCUAAUUUUAAAUUCCUAGUAACUAGAGAAAAGACUUAUUUAUACAAAAUGGAAUAUUUAUGAACCAUGACCUAGCAUCAAAUCUCAAUG
Molecule: messenger RNA, 4720 nt
Organism: Otolemur garnettii (small-eared galago)
Lineage: Eukaryota; Metazoa; Chordata; Mammalia; Primates; Galagidae
Gene: HERC3
Product: HECT and RLD domain containing E3 ubiquitin protein ligase 3
Exons: 26
Coding region: 231-3383 (1050 amino acids)
Biological process (GO): ubiquitin-dependent protein catabolic process; protein ubiquitination
Cellular component (GO): cytosol
Molecular function (GO): ubiquitin protein ligase activity
Source: RefSeq, a predicted model, not a curated record